AUGGCUCCUAAAAAAGAGAAAGCCUUAACCAUUGAGAAGAAGAAAGCAACAAUUGGUACAUAUUACUCACCUAAAAUGGCAUCUACAGAAUUAGAAAGGCAACGAAAAUCUUUGCCCCUAGAAAAUGCAGAGGUGUCUGCCCACCAAAUGUCUAAUUUAUCAGAAGAAGACUUCCCACAUUUGCCAAAAAUUUCACAGGGAAUGACGCAACAAUUAUUAACCCAAAUGCUGGACAACCUAUAUAAAAAAAUUAAAGAUGACAUAGAACACAACACAAAUGACAUCAGAUCGGAAAUUUUCAUUCUUUCUGAGAAACUCUCAAGUCAGGCAAUUAUAUUACAAAAAGUUCAAGAUGAUUAUGAACAUAUCAAAUUAUCUAAUGCACAACUAGAGAAGAAAUUGCAAGACAUUGAGAAUAAAAUUACAAAUUUUGAAGACCGCUCCAGGAGAAAUAAUAUUAGAGUCAGAGGCAUAUCUGAAACAAUAACACAAGAAGAUCUAUAUUCUUAUCUGGACAGUUUCUUUUCAAAUAUUCUGUCCCUGCAGACACUGGGUCCUGAAUGGUUCGAAAGAUUUCAUAGCUUGCCUAAAUCAAAUGGAAUUGAUAAAUCCAAUCCAAGAGACGUAAUAGUUUGCUUUUCGAGCUUCCGGAUAAAAAAUCUAAUAAUGCAGAAAGUAAGGAAUAAGAUCCCGGAUACCGACGAAUGGAGGCAUCUAAAAAUCUUUCAGGACUUAUCUCAAAAGACAAGACAAGCAAGAAGGACGUUUUCAGAGGAGACGACAAUUCUUAGAAAUAUGGAGAUACGAUACAAGUGGCUGUUUCCGAUGGCAAUUAUGGUCUUUUUUAGGGACCAAUCAUAUAUUUUCAGAGACAAUACGGCACUAAAAGAGAAAAUGACAAUUUGGAAACUUAUCCCAAACUCAAAUUGA
Messenger RNA from Pelobates cultripes (western spadefoot toad), 930 nucleotides. NCBI's taxonomy places the organism in Eukaryota, Metazoa, Chordata, Amphibia, Anura, Pelobatidae. The record is from the annotation of a GenBank genome assembly.